AAGCAAUAACAAUCAAGCUAAGUGGAGAUUCAUUUGCCUUUCUUUUCCUGCGUCCUUUCUUUUUACAGCAUAUUGGACCAUAUAAAAUAUACUCCAUACUUCCAUUAUCACACUACUAGAGCUUAAUAUAUAAGCACAAAUUAAAGCAAUCCCAAUAAGCACCUACAAGUGUACAACAACCCCAUCAACUCUAAAGAGACACCCAUAGCAUAUAACUCUUCAAUAAUACUAAUUCAUCAUCACCUAACAAAAAUCCUUUGCUAACGUUGUUACAAUCUCAAAGCACCAACUCGAAACCUAGUAUAAAUCGAAACAACUCUCUUACCAGCUGAUACAAAUGUCUAGUAGGUGGUAAUAAGGCACUAAGAAAAAUCAUGCGUAGGUUGAGUAACACAGUAAUAGGUUUCCUAAACCUAUUUUCUCUCCUAGCAUCAAUACCCAUCAUUGGUGCAGGGCUUUACAUGGCAAAGGAUAGUACAACAUGUGAGAAUUUCCUCCAAACUCCGCUUCUUGUAAUCGGCUUCAUUGUCCUCAUCAUAUCCCUAGCAGGGUUCAUUGGUGCAUGUUUUUACGUAGCAUGGGCUCUGUGGGUGUACCUAGUGGUCAUGUUGCUACUCAUCAUUGUUUUGAUGGUCAUAACCGUGUUCAGUUUCGUGGUUACAAGCCAAGGGGGUGGUACUCAAAUUCCAGGGAGGGUUUACAGAGAGUAUCACCUACAAGAUUACUCCCCUUGGUUAAGGGCUAGGGUUAAAGACCCUAAGUAUUGGAAUAAUAUUAGGGGUUGUAUUUUUGGAUCUAAGACUUGUGCUAAGGUUGCUACUUGGACUCCUGUUGAUUAUCUUAGGAAUGAUAUGACUCCUGUCCAGUCGGGAUGCUGUAAGCCACCAACAUCAUGUACAUACGGGCAAGAUCCGGUUAUGAUGGUACAAGAUCCGGAUUGCUACAAAUGGAACAACGACCCGAAUUUGCUAUGCUACGAGUGUGAUUCUUGCAAGGCUGGAGUACUCGAGUCAAUAAGGAGGGAUUGGCACAAAUUGUCUGUCCUCAAUGUAGUUAUGCUUAUCUUGCUCAUUGGCAUAUACUCCAUUGGUUGUUGUGCAUUCCAAAACACUCGUCGGGCCGAAACUGAUUACCCGUAUGGCCAUAACCGUAUGACCAAAGUCCGACCCAGAUGGGACUUCUACUGAUUUCUUUUGACCAUAUAUAGGUGGAGAUGGUGGCGUGAUAGAAGAGAACAGCUUUGGUAGACUAGUAACUUUUUAUUUUUUAUUUUUUUUAUUUUUUAUGCCUUUUUUUGUUUUAGUUUGAUGGAGCCAAAAGUGGUGUUAUAUUCCAUGUUGUGCAUGUUCUUGGUUCCUCUUUCUAGUACAAACGAAGGGUCAACCCUUUUUUCUCCUGUUAAGCUUGUAUCUAUAUAUUAGAUAGGGUUGUAUCAAUAUUGGCUUAUGGAUACGUUUAAAGGUUUUGUAGAGUGAUGGGAAUUUGGUUAUUUUA
Chenopodium quinoa (quinoa) is the source of this 1494-nucleotide messenger RNA. Its product is annotated as tetraspanin-6-like. Gene Ontology annotation, cellular component: plasmodesma; plasma membrane. Gene Ontology annotation, biological process: auxin-activated signaling pathway. The transcript has 4 exons. NCBI's taxonomy places the organism in Eukaryota, Viridiplantae, Streptophyta, Magnoliopsida, Caryophyllales, Amaranthaceae. Bases 375 to 1187 code for a protein of 270 amino acids. The record is from RefSeq and is a predicted model, not a curated record.